Messenger RNA from Prorocentrum cordatum, 3453 nucleotides. NCBI's taxonomy places the organism in Eukaryota, Dinophyceae, Prorocentrales, Prorocentraceae. The record is from the annotation of a GenBank genome assembly.
AUGGAUGAGGAGCCUCUGGUGGAUGAGCCGUCGUGGCGCUCGACCUGCUCGGCCAACUCGGGGGAGCAGAGCGAGCCAGAGGCCGAGCUGGACGGGGCAGACGACCACCCCAGGCGCGUCAUCGACCUGACGCUCCCGCCCAGUGGCCGGAAGGCUCGCGGCGCGCCCCGCGCCGCACGGACUGGCGCGCCGCCGCCCGCGCCCGCCGCUUCGCCGAGGGCUGCGGCGGACCAGCCCCCAGCGGCGGCGCCGGCGGUUGCAGCUGUGCCGGCAGCUGCUCCGGCGAAGGCGCCGAAGGUGGCUCCGCAGGAGCUCGAGUCGGUGGCACCGCUGGUGGCCGCCCCGCAAGUGUUAGAAGCUGCGCCAGAGCCUGUUGGUGCACCAGCGGACCCACUUGCAGCCAUGCGAGUGGCCUCGUCGAUGCCUGUGCCAGCAGCGGCUUCAGAGGCGCCAGGCGCGUGUGCCAUACUGGCGGACGUGCGCUCAGCCAUGCGAGAGGCCACGUCGAUGCCCGCGCCAUCAGCGCCAGAUCGUGCGCUGGUCGACGUGCAAGAGGCUGCACCGGCGGACGCGCUAGCGGCCGUGCGAGGAGCCGCGUCGAGGCCUGCGACAGCUGUUGCUCCUGAGGCGCUAGAGCCUCAGCCAGUAGCUGUAACAGGAACAAGGUCGGUGGAUGCGCUUGCAGCCAUGCGAGUGGCCAAGGCGAGCCUCGUGCCAGCAGCGGCUCCUGAGGCCCCCGAGCCUGGGUCAGUGGCUGUGCAAGGGGGCGCACCAGUGGACGCGCUUGCAGCCUGGCGAGAGGCCUCGUCGAGGCUGGCGCCAGCAGCUGCUGCAGAGGCGCCCGAGCCUGUGCUGGUCGACGUGCCAGGCGGCAAACCGGCGGGAGCGCUUGGAUCCAUGCGAGAGGCCGCGUCGAUGCCCGCGCCACCAGCUGCUCCAGAGGCGCCUGAGGCUGUGCUGGUCGAUGUGCCAAGGGGCGCACCGGCGGACGCGCUUGCAGCCAUGCGGGUGGCCUCGCCGGCACCCUCGCCAGCAGCUGCUGCAAAGGCGCCCGAACCUGUGCCAGGGGGUGCACUGGUGGACGCGCUUGCAGCUGUGCGAGAGGCCACGUCGAGCCUCGCGUCUGCGGGUGCUCCAGAGGCGCUAGAGCCUGAACCAGUGGCUGUGCACAGCGGCGCGUCCGUUGACUCGCUUUCAUCAAUGCGAGUGGCUGUGGGACGCUCGCCUUCAGCUGCAGGGGCGCCAGAGCUUGAGCCAGUGUCGGGGCAAGGUGGUGCACCCGUGGACGCGCUUGCAGCCGCGCAGGGGGUUAUGUCGAGCCGCGCGCCCACAGCUGCUCCAGAGGUGCUGGAGCCUACGCCAGGGGCCUUGCAAGCCGGCGCACCGGCAGACGCGCUUGCAGCCAUGCGAGUGGCACCGGUGGACGCGCUUGCAGCCAUGCGAGUGGCCGCGUGGAGCCCCUCGCCGGCAGUUGCUCCAAAUGCGCCAGAACCUGAGCCAGUGGCUGUGCAAGGCCGCGCACAAGCGGAUGCGCUUGCAUCCAUGCGAGAGUCAACCUCGAGCCUCGCGCUAGCAGCCGCUCAAGAAGUGCCAGGGCCUGUUCCCGCACCUGUGCCAGGGGGCGAGCCAGUGGACGCGCUUGCAGCCAUGCGAGUGGCCACGUCGACGCCGUUGCAAGUAGUUGCUGCAGCGGCGCCCGAGCCUGUGCUGGUCGACGCGCCAGGGGGCGCACCAGCGGACGCCCUUGCAGCUAUGCGAGUGGCCUCGCCGAUGCCUUCACCAGCAGCUGCUCCAGAUGCGCCAGAGCCUAUGCCAGUGGCUGUGCCACGGAGCGCGCCAGCGGACGCGCUUGCAGCCAUGCGAGAGGCGAUGGCGGUGCAUGCGCCAGCAGGUGUUGCGGAGGCCGCGCCAGAGCCUGCGAUAGUGGAUGUGAUCGCGGACGUGCCUGAGACAUCGCUGGCUUUCAACUCAGAGCCUCCAGUUGCUGCAAUGCUGGGAGCCCCAAUGGCGGAUACGCCAGAGCCUGCGCCAGUGGCUUCGCUAGUGAUGGUGCCCGAGGUCCAGUCUGGCAACUCCAGCUCGGAAGCAUUUUUUCCAGGGUCAACGGCCGUAGCUGAGCACCAGACGGCGGCCACGCCAGAAGCCGCGCAAGACUUGGCGCUGGGGGCCGAGCCAGUGGCGUUGCCAGAGGGUGCGACGGCUCCCACGCCAGAGGUGAUUCGGUCUGCAGAGCCUGCGGGGGCGGUAGUACCAGCAGCCACACCCGAGGUGCCAGCAGCUGCGCCCGAGCUGUCCGUGGCCGCGCUGGCGCCCCCCCCCGCGGACGUGUGUGCAGCGCUGCCAGCGACCGUGCCCGCUGCCAUGGUGGAUAUCCCGCCGAGGGCCAUUGCGGCGGGGGGGCUUGCGGCAGCCAGACCAGUGACUGAGCCCGAGGCCUUGACGGCGACUGCGCCUUUGGUUGCCCCGACGGCCGCGAUUGAGCACGAGCUGGCCGCGACGCCGGCGGCCACGCCAGAGCCUGCGCCAGUGGCUUCGCCGAUGAUGAUGCCAGAGGUCGUGCUGGAGGCAGGACCAGCACCUGCACCGGCAGCAGCACUCGAGCCCGCUCUAGUGGCUGGGUCGGCAGCUACACCAGCAGCCACGCUGGCGUCUGCGCCGUCAGUCCGAUCAGCCGCUGAGUCGUCUGCCACCACUGCGGCCGAGGCAGGGGCCACGUCGGAGGUCACUGCUCAGGCCGCGCGGGCGGCCUCACCAGAGCGCGCACUGCAGUCGGCAGUGCUGCCAGCGGUGCAUCAUGGAGUUAUGCAAGCUUCCAGGGAGAAGAAUAAGGACGGCAGAGGCGUGUCAAUCGUGCCGACGCCAGCUGUGCCCGUGCAACGCGUUGGAGCGUACCAGGAUCCGUCGCGAGAAGAGGGGGCGCUGAGGGGGGCCGACGGCGAGCUGUCGCGGUUGCUGCAGCGCCGCUUCCGGCGCGUGGAGGCGGGGGCGGCGCUCACGCCCCUGCGCCCGGGCGGCGCGGCGGCGUGUCCAGAGGCGCCGGCUGCGCAGGCGCCUGAGGCGCCUGGGGCGUCAGAGGCGCCCAGGGCGCCCGAGGCGGCGGCGUCCAGGGCGCCUGGGGCGCCUGAGGUGCCCGUGGCUUCCGGGGCGCCCCAGCCGUCGGAGGCGCCCAGGGCGCCCGAGGCGUCAGGGGCGCCCAAGGCGUCCGGGGCGCCCGAUGCGCCCGACGGGGCGCCCGAGGCGCAGGCGCCCAGGGCGCAGGGAUCCGCGCAGCCGGCCGCCGCGGGCACCGCUGGGAGGCACUGCGACUGGUGCGGGUCUUCCGAGAAGCUGGCGGAGGACGCCGGGAAUGCAGGCGUUUCUUACUGCCAGAGCUGCUGGGCCAGCUGGAGCGGCUUCGGGGUGGAGGACGAGCAGGCGGAGCCCCUGGCGCUGCCUGACGACUACUACUUCUGA